Messenger RNA from Meriones unguiculatus (Mongolian gerbil), 4009 nucleotides. It is a transcript of the gene Spring1, whose product is annotated as SREBF pathway regulator in golgi 1. NCBI's taxonomy places the organism in Eukaryota, Metazoa, Chordata, Mammalia, Rodentia, Muridae. The transcript is spliced from 5 exons. Gene Ontology annotation, biological process: positive regulation of SREBP signaling pathway. The record is from RefSeq and is a predicted model, not a curated record. The coding region runs from base 118 to 735 and encodes 205 amino acids.
CGGGGCGGGGCAUGUGGCGGAUCACGUGGCCCGAGUCGCUGCGGGUUAGCAAGGAGGUAUUGAGAGCGAACUGGGGGUCAUGCUGCGGGGUCGUCUCUGCGCCUGCGCCUUGCCGGGAUGCUGAACCUUGCGGCGCUGCUGUGGCGCCGGCUCCUGCGCAAGCGCUGGGUGCUCGCCCUGGUUUUCGGGCUGUCUCUGGUCUACUUCCUCAGCAGCACCUUCAAACAGGAAGAGAGGGCAGUAAGAGAUCGGAAUCUCCUCCAAGUUCAAGACCGUGAACAGCCCAUCCCGUGGAAGGUGCAGUUUAACCUGGGCAACAGCAGCCGACCCAGCAACCAGUGCCGGAACUCCGUUCAAGGGAAACACCUCAUCACUGACGAGCUGGGCUAUGUCUGCGAGAGGAAGGACCUGCUGGCGAAUGGCUGCUGCGAUGUCAGUGUCCCCAGCACAAAGCAGUACUGCUGUGAUGGAUGUCUGGCCAACGGCUGCUGUGGAGCCUAUGAGCACUGCGUUUCCUGCUGUCUGCAGCCCAGCAAGCAACUUCUACUGGAGCGCUUCCUCAACCGGGCAGCUAUGGCCUUCCAGAACCUCUUCAUGGCAGUUGAAGACCACUUCGAACUAUGUUUGGCUAAAUGCAGAACCUCGUCCCAGAGCGUGCAGCACGAGAACACAUACCGUGACCCCAUAGCCAAGUACUGCUACGGAGAGAGCCCACCUGAACUCUUCCCCGAGUGAGGCCUGACGGACACACACAGAACCAGUGUGGUCCACGUGAGAUCGGGAAGGAGAAAGCCACACAGGGAUCCUUGGCUUUGACCGUGUCUUGUGGCAUCGGGGGUCUCAGGCUCCCUCACCGCCAGCUGGAGCGGAUGGACAGAGCUGUUCUGUAGAGGAGGCUGGACGAGGCCCUGGGACCACUGGGACCGCUGGUCAGGGGCCGGUGCUUGCUUCUGUUUGAUCCUUCGUUGUAGUUAUUUAUUGACUUUCCAGAGAGUGGAUGGUGCAGUGUUUUCACAGCACACCUUUGCCUGUCCAGCUGAAUGCACUCGAGGAGGCCACAGUUGCCCUGGUUCCUGAGUGCCACUAGUGACGUCUCUCCUGCACCAGAUGGGUUUGCCUGCAGGGGUGAGGGUGUAGGGACUUAUUUUUGGUUCUGUUUUAACCUUUGACCAGCAGUCCUCGUAUCCAUAUGCCAACAUUCAGGGGUGCAUAGGCCCUCAAGGAGGUGCUGGUCCCCCCUGAGUCUUCACAGAGUUGCCUGGGUGUUCUCAUAUACCUGAAAUGAUGGUCAGAAGCCUGAACCUCUGCCUGACUAUCCCAGUAGAGUUUGCCAUCGCCGUGUCAUGUUGAAACUCCUCAGCCUUGAGGUGGGGGAUCCUGUCCCUUGUCUGUCGCAGAAGCCAGUGGGGGACAGACGAAUGUGUGCAUUCGCAGCAUCAUUCAUUCUUUUCUUCUCUCCGCUCCUGGCUGUGUGUCAGAGGCAAACACUUGUUCUCCCUGUAGUGCAUAAGGAAAAAAACUCCAAGUUCUUACUCCAGCCUAGUGGGAGAUGUAUGUGGUUGCCAUGGCUAAGAGAGCAUCCCAGAAGCAGGUCCACGUCCAGUGCUUACAGGGGUGGGCAGCUGUCACCAGUAACUGACAUGGAGGUUUAAGCCUAAGGUCAAGACACACACCCCCGCCCCCCCCCCCCAAUGCUCCCAUUUUGUUUUCAGGCCACCAGGCCGCCCAUUAACAAACACUUCUCCCCAGACCCCUUGCCACCCCUUAGGGUAGGACAUGAUGUUUUGUGAUUUUGGACCAGGUUGGCCUGGGACCGGCCAUGAGUCUCAAGAUUUCCUGUCAGCGGCCUCCUGGAGACUUGACUCCCAGCUGUGUGCGCCUGUCCUUCAGCUCCCUCCUGCUUCCUCCUCCUGAAUUGUCUUCUGUCAUCUCUACAGGAGGGAGGACAGACUGCCGGGCAGUUGUCUUCUCGUUUUGUCUUGCCGUGUUGGGAUCCAACCCAGGACGUGGUGUGUGAUUAGCAAACUUUCUGCUGCUGAGCCGUGGCCCUGGCCAGGGAAUCAACUUUUAGUGUUAGAUUCUGUGCUGUUUGCUCUGGACUUUUUCAGUAUGUUGAUUCAAGCUUCAUGAAAUCUGGCACAUAUUGGAAUGUUCUGGCAUGUUCUGGCAUACUCAUUCUUUCUGGUAACUUUUUUUGUUUGUUUUUUUUUUGUCAUUUUUUAGGACAGGGUUUCCAUAGCCCAGGCUGGCCUCCAACUCGGUAUAUGUUUGACAGCAGCCUUGAACUUCUGACUCUGCUGUCUGCACCUGCCAGCUGCUGGGAUUAUAGGCACAUGCCAGCUUUUGAUACUAGUCUAGACUUGGUCGGCAUUGAUGAUGAUUGGUCUCUGCCCUGAGUCACUGUGUGUGUCUCCGUUUGUGUGACACACAUUCGAUGUGGACGGCCUGGCGUGUUGCCGACGCUCCCUGACCUGGCACUGGGAAGGCACGUCGCGUGCACUCUGUGAGUGUGUACAGUCUGCGCCACUGCGGUCCAGAGUGCGGUUUGCUGGAGUUCCACUAGGUAGAUGAGGAGAUAGCAAGAGGCCCUCCCGAGUUCCAGCCACGACUGAACGAUCAAACCCACACAAGAACUUCAUCUCGAGUCCUGCCCCAUUGUCCUCCUGUGCAGAAUCGCCUCCACACCCUCUGCCCUAAGAAUGGGUGGCCUUCAGUUAUCCCAGACGGGAGAGCAGCAGCGUCUGCAUCCACUCAGUCUGUAACACAAACGUCACUUUCCAUUGGCCGUGGCUGCGGAAUGUGGGGUUUGUACUUUAAUCAGUUAGGGGUGUGUGUGUGUUUGUGUUUGUGUUUGUCACUGGCCAGUGGAGAACCCUGCCUCACCUUCCUUGCAGAGCUGGUUUUCAGCUCCCUUGAUGGGGUUCCUAGAAUCAGAGGCUAUAGUGCAAGAGUUUGUUUGUUUUUGUUUUUUGGACCCAACACUAACGAUAAAAUAAUAGCCCAAAAGUCACCCAGUCUAGAGAUAAGCACCAGCUAUUUUCCUCUCCCUCUGUGACUUUCCAGUUAAGAUAAAAACAGAAACCACGCACCUAGGGUGUGCUUCCCCCUGGAAAACACUGCCAGUGGGUUUGUUAUCUGCAGGCCUGUGUGACAGCCUUCAUGGCCUCAGUGUGACACUGUUAGUGACCUGUUGGUCUGGCUUCUUCCGUGGGGGUGGUUGGCUGCUACAGAGCAUGUGUUGGUGUCCGCUGUUACACGCGCUUGUUCACCUCAGCUCCUGCAGCCACUUCUCCACCGCGGGACGUGCCUGUCAGUCCAUUCCAGUGAGCCACAUGUCAAUCAGGUCCUAAGCUGCUUCCUAAGAGUUCAGUGUUCCAGUCUGUAUUUAUUUUAAAGAUCAUAGUCCUGUGUGUGUCAGCUUGUAUUGGACGUUGAGUCUGGGUUAUAAAGAGGAUCUUUUUUUUAACUUCAAAUAUUCAAGGUGAAGGGGAAGUUGCCUCGGUGCUUAAGAGUGCUUACUGCUCUUCCAGAGGACCUGGCUUCAGUUCCCAGCAUCCAUGUUGGGAGGCUCACAACUGAUGGGAUUUGUGACCUCUUCUGGCCUCCACAGGCACCCAAACAUGCGACAUACAUUCACACAGAUACCACACAUACUUGCAAAUAAGAUAGUAAAAAUAAAUCUCUUUUUAAAAUUACGUUUUGUUAUCGUGGGGGACACAUGGGAACCAUGGUUUAGGUCAGAGGACAACUUUUGGGAGUUGGUUCUCUUUUGCACCAUUGUGGAUUCUGGCAUGGAACUCAGGUCUGUCCUGGAGGCAGUGCCCAUGGAGUCAACUUGCUGGUCCUAAGUGUGUAUCUGUGAGUUAAAUGAUAAUGUACACGUGUGCUAUUAGUUGUGUGUAAUAACUCACACUGAGCCAAACCCCACUCUGUGUCUUGAUUGGCCAUGUAUUUUCUUCCCAUUUUUUACUACAGAGCAUUUUGAAAUGAAUGAAGCCUGAAAUAAUUA